AUGCUGCUCCCAUCCGCUAUCCCCUGCGAUGUGCGCCGGUCGUCUCGCUUCACUCCCAACCGUCUCUUCUCGACUCCUCCUCCCUCAGAGCGAGGAUUACCAUCAGGCAAUGGCCUCCUAGGCACAUGUCGUGCGCUCCAAUCUUUGCUUAGCGGAUCACCGGCUCUCUCACCGCGCCGAUCCAAGACAUUGCGCCUCCAAAGUCCACUUCCCAUCAACAACGCUCCUCGUCGCUCACCGCGCACGCGCAGCAAGGUCGCACGACCUGCUUCGCCGCGCCCAACACCUCCCCCAGUCACACUCGCUUCCACACCACCACCGCCUCCUUCUGCGCCCGCGCGCGGCGCUAACAAGCGCCGCCGAUCUUCCGAAGAUGACGACAGCGACUCGGACAUGGGUCGCCCGCGCAACCGUCUUUCCACACCUAAACGCCGUCGCCACGCUCCCUAUGACCUGCCCCUUGGUCUCUCUUCAACAGAUUUCUAUUCUCUGCACUCUCCUCCCAUUACACAAUCUCCUCCUUCUCCUGCUCAGCGUUUGAUUGAUAUGCGCAUUCAACAAUCGUCUGCGCCCAUCAAUCCUGAUGCGCCUCUUCCUUCGAUUGAAGUAGAGGACGCUUCUUCCCCGGCACCUUCUGACGAUUGGACUGCCGAGGAAGAUCAAAUUCUCAUGGACCUAGUCCUUGAAAAGUUCCGACUCUCCCAACAAGAAUGGGAUGAGUGUGCGCGCCGAAUGGGCCGCAGCAACCAGGCCGAUCUAGGUCAGCGAUGGACCUCUCUCGUCGGAGAGGGACGCGUUGGUCUACGUCCACGCCGCUAA
Messenger RNA from Penicillium verhagenii, 819 nucleotides. RefSeq lists its product as uncharacterized. The record is from RefSeq and is a predicted model, not a curated record. NCBI's taxonomy places the organism in Eukaryota, Fungi, Ascomycota, Eurotiomycetes, Eurotiales, Aspergillaceae. Bases 1 to 819 code for a protein of 272 amino acids. The transcript has a single exon.